GCCGCUCGAUAACAAAAAACUGUUUAUGAGCAUCUUCGAGCGUCACUGUACGCGCAUCACACCACCUCUGAUUAAACUCCAAAGUGGGUAAAAGUGGGAUUGUGCGAGCAAUCAAGAAGUGUGUAUGCGCGUGCAGAAGUGUGUGUGCGCAUAUAUACGUUGUACGUACGUGUGUAGGUAUGUAGGUAUGUAUGUACGUAUGUACGUAUGUACGUAGUACGCGCAUAGGCUGAUAAACGCUGGCGCUGGCACGCGCUAAAUAUUCCGUUCUCGCGCGCUAAAGUCCGUAUUGUAUCCGGCGUACGCCGUGAUAUAAUUGCAUUGCACAAGCCUGUUAAGUAUAAACGGCAUAAAUCGGCAUAGAUCAAACGAAAUUAGAAACUAGAAUUGAUCUCUUCCAGCUGAUUUGGCACUUAAUGACGUAACAUACGCGUAGCAUACGGCGAUAGCGAUUUGACUUUAUCCACAUAAUACGAUCCCACGAUAUUUCGGGAUUUCCCUUUGGCACUUUUUGAAUGUCGCGAUGCUCACUUUAGCGAAAUAUCGCUCGUUCGUAAUAUAAUCGCUGAUCAAUCCCGAUUCACACAACGCUCCGUCGCCCCCGUCGCGUCGGCCCCGUUGCGUUGACGGCGAGGAAGUGAGUAGCGAGUAGCGAGAUCAAGCGAGACUAACGAGGUGGACGAAGGGGAAGGCAGACGAAGGGGAAGAUUGGGAAAGAUCGUUGCAAAUUGGAGCGAGGGAUGCGGGGAAGCCGGGGAAUCUCUUUCUCUCUCGACCUUUGACAAGGCACAAGGGAGAGAUUUGUCGACUCGCUCACUAAUCGUGACUGUUUGGCUCAGUCCUGGCUUUUGGGUGCAACACACCUUGACAGAUUGUCGAGUUCACGCUGUUUACCUGGACUCCAAACUCAUCAGUUCGUAGUUCGCCGAUUAAUAUCUUCAUAAACAAUGGAUGACUCUCCAUUGCAAAAAGUAGAGCUGCAAACAGAUGUUUACAUGGUAUGCUUGCAGCAUGCUUUAUCUACAGAGAACUUUGAAGUAAUGGGCUUACUUAUCGGUAAUUUUGAGUGUGGAGUAGCAAAAAUAUCAGCUGUUAUUAUUUUGCGACGUCUAGAUAAGAAGAAAGACAGAGUAGAAAUAUCGUCAGAACAAUUACUGAAAGCUGCUGCUGAAGCUGAACGAUUAACUGUAGAAUUAAAUCGACCUAUGCGUGUCCUUGGCUGGUAUCAUUCGCAUCCACAUAUUACAGUUUGUCCAUCACAUGUUGAUGUCAGAACUCAAGCUACUUAUCAGACAAUGGAUCACAGUUUUGUAGGCUUAAUAUUCUCAGUAUUUUCAGAGGGCAAAGAAUCAAAAGAACAUGAAAUCUUCUUAAAUUGUUUUCAAUCCGAUAAUGGUGAAGCUACAGAAAUACCAUUAGAAAUAGUACAUACUCCAGAUAUUUCAGACAGAUGUUUAAGAACAAUGACAGACUUGUCAAAAAUUUUGGUACAAGAAGAAGAAGAUAUGGCUGAAGCUUGUAAAGAUCAUCCAGAUGUCCUCGCCAGUAUUCAUAAUGAUGCUGUCAGGACACGUGCGUUGGUUCAUAUAACAGAUAUCAUUACAAAGCCUUUGGUACAAACGUUUGAAAAAAGAAUAGCGUUAAAUAAAUUGCGAACUAUACAUCUCCGAAGACAAUUACAAGAAUUACAAAAAAUGUGUAAUGGUUAA
Trachymyrmex septentrionalis is the source of this 1709-nucleotide messenger RNA. RefSeq names its product lys-63-specific deubiquitinase BRCC36. Bases 948 to 1709 code for a protein of 253 amino acids. The record is from RefSeq and is a predicted model, not a curated record. Gene Ontology annotation, molecular function: cysteine-type deubiquitinase activity; polyubiquitin modification-dependent protein binding; metallopeptidase activity. Gene Ontology annotation, biological process: double-strand break repair. The transcript is spliced from 7 exons. NCBI's taxonomy places the organism in Eukaryota, Metazoa, Arthropoda, Insecta, Hymenoptera, Formicidae. Gene Ontology annotation, cellular component: BRISC complex; BRCA1-A complex.